Molecule: messenger RNA, 5549 nt
Organism: Pangasianodon hypophthalmus (striped catfish)
Lineage: Eukaryota; Metazoa; Chordata; Actinopteri; Siluriformes; Pangasiidae
Gene: syk
Product: spleen tyrosine kinase
Exons: 15
Coding region: 804-2687 (627 amino acids)
Biological process (GO): innate immune response; cell surface receptor protein tyrosine kinase signaling pathway; positive regulation of mast cell degranulation
Cellular component (GO): extrinsic component of cytoplasmic side of plasma membrane; cytoplasm
Molecular function (GO): signaling receptor binding; non-membrane spanning protein tyrosine kinase activity; ATP binding
Source: RefSeq, a predicted model, not a curated record
AUUUAAAAAUGAUCAGUAUUCUUGGACAAGCAAUAUGAACAUGAAGAAGAUCUUUAUAAAAUGUGAUUUGUUCAAAAGCAAAUCCAGUGAGCACAUCAGAAGGGAAAUUGUACUGAACGCAAGUGCAUCCUACACUGAUUUACAGAGGACAGUGCUCAUACACGUGUCUACCCCCCCACCCGCAAAAUCAAGUCCUCUGUGCUAGACUGCUGUCAGACUGAGGGGGAAAUCACAGGCUGGAGAACGCACAGGCCAUGCGUCAAACUAGCUGCACCAGCACACACACUGCACGCACAUCACGCGCUCCACUACCAUUUCUACUGCUGAAAACCAACAUCCUAAAGUUUUGGGGGUUUAUUUUUAUUUCAACAACAUUGCUGUUUAGGUUCUCGCUGUUCUAUAAAACAGCAGCAGAAGGCUUUAUGCGAAGCAAGCGUGUUUAUUCAGCAGAAAGUGCAAACGCAGCUCAUUGCUCACGGUCGCCUUAUCGCUUCAUGAUAAGAGCAGCACAGCGAGCACGAGCGCUUUGUACACGCUUAGAAACAGCACGCUAUAAUCAUUCAUACUGCGUGCUAGUGCACAUUUUAUCGCUCUGAAUAGGACACGGCCUGGUUGUUAUUAUUAUUUAUUUAUUUAUUUAUUUUCGCAAUGCACAAGGCUGUUAAAGCGGUGAUCCAAAAACGCUGCUGAUGCAGAAAAAGAUGCAGGACGGAUAAAAACCGGGGCGAAAACCGACCAGCAAAAUAUAGAAGUGUAACGAGUGAGUAGGACUUCUUCAGGCAGUCAGAAGUGAGUGAGCAGUCAUGGCAGACCAGGUGCAAUUCUUGUCCUUCUUCUAUGGCAACAUCACUCGAGAGGAAGCUGAGGACUAUCUGAGGCAAGCAGGCAUGAGCAACGGUCUCUACCUGCUCCGCCAGAGCCGCAACUACCUGGGUGGAUUCGCUCUGUCCGUGGCCUACAACCAUCAGUGCUACCACUACACCAUCGAGAGGGAGCUGAAUGACACAUAUGCCAUAGCAGGUGGAAAAUCCCACCGCAGUCCAGUGGAUGUGGUGGAAUACCACGCACAGGAGUCAGACGGCCUGGUGUGUCUGCUGAAAAAGCCCUGCAAUCGGCCUCGGGGUGUCGAGCCCAAGGUGGGGGCUUUCGAGGAUCUGAAGGAGCAGCUCAUCAGGCAAUAUGUACAGCAGACAUGGAAGCUAAAGGGUGCCUCAUUGGAGCAGGCUAUCAUCAGUCAGAGGCCUCAGCUGGAGAAGCUGAUUGCCACCACGGCACACGAGAAGAUGCCCUGGUUUCACGGGACCAUCACACGGGAAGACUCUGAGCCACGUUUACUCAACAACCCCCGCACCAAUGGCAAGUUUCUAAUCCGGCAGCGAGAUAACAAUGGCUCCUAUGCACUCUGUCUCCUCCAUCAUGGCCAAGUCAUGCACUAUCGCAUCGAUAGGGACAAAGCUGGCAAACUCUCCAUUCCUGAUGGGAAAAAGUUUGACACUCUUUGGCAGCUGGUGGAGCAUUAUUCCUACAAACCUGAUGGCCUGCUCCGGGUGCUGACUGACCCCUGUCCACGACCUGAAGGCCCACCUGCACUUCCUGGAAAUCAUCCAGAGCUGGGUGGCACAAGUGGAAUUCUCUCCAGAUUCAGAUCCGCUUCCUUCCCCAAACCUGGUCUCAAAAAGACAACGUUAAAGAGGUGUAAAGAAAAGAUCUUAGAGGUUUGCCCCAGUAAGAUCACAACAUAUCUUCGCAAAAAUAACGAGACUGAUAAUCCUUAUGCUCGGACGGCAACAGUGCUUGCCACAGACGAUUUACCCAUGAGCACUGAGGUGUAUGAGAGUCCAUAUGCUGACCCUGAUGAACUACGCUCAACCACAGUGGACCGGAAAAACUUGCUCCUGGAGGAUGGAGAGCUUGGCUCAGGCAAUUUUGGCACAGUUCUUAGGGGCACCUACCAGAUGAGGAAAACACAGAAACCGGUAGCAGUAAAGAUCCUGAAGAAUGGAGAAAACAAUGCUGCAGUAAAGGAUGAAAUGCUUCGUGAGGCUCAAGUCAUGCAGCAGCUUGACAACCCCUACAUAGUGCGUAUGAUCGGCAUCUGUGAGGCCGAGAACCUCAUGUUGGUCAUGGAGCUGGCUGAGCUCGGCCCUCUGAACAAGUAUCUGCAAAAGAACAGACUUGCCAUUAAAAACGUCACCGAGCUUGUGCAUCAGGUCUCUAUGGGGAUGAAGUACCUGGAGGAGCAUAACUUUGUUCACAGAGACCUGGCAGCCCGCAACGUGCUGUUAGUCACCCAGCACUAUGCAAAAAUCAGCGACUUUGGCCUGUCCAAAGCCCUCACCAGUGAGCAGGAUUAUUAUGAGUCUAAAGGUCACGGUAAGUGGCCUGUGAAGUGGUAUGCACCUGAAUGCAUGAACUUCUUCAAGUUCUCCUGUAAGAGUGACGUGUGGAGCUUCGGAGUGCUGAUGUGGGAGGCUUUUUCAUAUGGACAGAAGCCAUACAAGGGGAUGAAGGGAAAUGAGGUUAUCCAGAUGAUUGAGAAUGGUGAGAGGAUGGCUGCUCCACCCAGCUGCCCCCCUGAGAUGUACAACCUCAUGAUUAAAUGCUGGACAUACAGGGCGGAGGAGAGGCCAGGCUUUGCUGUGGUGGAGCCCAGGCUGAGAGACUACUACUAUGACAUUUCUCAGUGACCUGUUACCUGCUGGAAGAAAACUCAGAAUGCAGAGUCAUUCCCUAGGAGCUGUUUGUACAUGGUUUUAAGGACUGGCCAAACUGAUUUAUUUUACAUUAUUUACCUGCAAGCUUAUUUGAAUGUUGUUGUUGUUGUUGUUUUUGCAAGCCAAAGUUAUGAUCAAUGAGUGACUGCUUGUCUUGGUAAUUUUUCUACAUGUCUACAGACUUUACAAUUAGCAAUAAGCAGAAAAAGCAAAGUAGCAGUAGCAAAUUAAAUUAUCCCAUCACCAUUACUGCAUAUUUUUAUCAUUAUAACUAGAUCGUGUACUAUUCUAGUGUAUUUAAACAUUAUCCUACUUUACCUGUACCUGUUUCAUUAGUAGUAUUUAUCAGAAAAGGAACCUUGGCAGGAACAUUCAAAGUACCUUUCACUGUUAUUAUACUUUAUAGUUAGUGUGCAGGGGCACUGGUACACAUUUUGAGUUCUCAAACAGGUUAAUGCACUGAGCCAAUGCACCACGAAGGAUAUUUGUUCUCCUUGUUGUCUCCCCAGCCCUCAAACCAUCAAACGUCAUGCCCUCCACCUUUUAUGGCACCUCAGCUAGAGUGCUGUAAACAUGACAUCCUUACUAGCAAGCAUGCUGUAAGGCUUGGGAAUGUGGUCAUGACACAGUGUCUUACAGGUGAUCUGCUAUUUUGCCAGGGUGAGUCAGUCAAUUAUUCAGAGAGCCAGCCUAGCUAGUCAACAAGUUUUUAUACAAACUGAGUGUUCUGAGUGUUCUAGUCAUUAUGGUAGGAAGCUAUUGUUCUGUUAUGGAAAGGCAAAAACAGGGAAGAACUGAUUAUUUUCCUAUAACAACAUGAAACUGAUUAUUUUCCUAUAACAACAUGUCUCGAAGUGUUUUUAUUCCUCUUAUAAUACAGCAAUUUGCCAACAAUUAAAUUUUUCAUCUAUUAAAGAAUAACAUCAUAUUUUUUUAUGUUUAUUGUUACAUUUAAUGUCGUCCAUGAAUCAAGUUAGUUCUGAGUGUUAUAAAGCACUGACACUGGAGACUCAUUCCAAUGCUAAAUAAAUGCAUCCUCACAGAAAACAUCACCAUAUCAAUUCUAAAUCUGUUCAUGUGGAGUGUCUGCCAUACAACUCCCUGUGGAAGUUGUUACUGUACAAACUAUAACAUACUAGAACAAAAGCAUUAAUAUAAACCUGCUGAUUUUAUCCACAUACUGUUGCUUUUUAUCCCCUAAUACAACACCUUCUCAUUUGAUUUACUUUUAUGCUUGAAAAAAAUCUGGAACAAAACCCAAUAAAACAGCAAUCUCAAUUCAAAAUGGCGGAACAUCCAAAAAUGCAGUGUGAAAUGAUACUGAUUCCCUGAAGCCCUAUAGCUUAGAUAAAAAUACAUGGCAUUUUAAAUGGGGUUAGCUAUUGUAUGGAACAGCAGGUUGACGGCUAAAAUUAACCACAAGAACAAGGUCUAGCAGUCUAUCCAAGAAUGAACAAAUAUCUUUCUAGUGAGCAGAAUAUAUCCUUCUAGUCCUUUAUUCUUAUGCUGCUUUCCAUAUUGGACAGCCUUCUUUGUUAUUUAUUUCUAAUAAUUAUACCUGUCAGCUUCCUCUCUAAUGGAAUGGCAGCAUUUAAUGUGCCCAUGAUAUCGAACUCAGUGGUGCAGUGGGUAGCAUUGCUUCCUCACAGCUCCAGGGUCCCAGGUUCGAUACUGAGCUCAGGUGACUGUCUGUGUGGCAUUUCUGUGCAUGUGUUCGUGUGGCUUUCCGACACCUCUCAAAAACCUGCCAGUAGGUGAAUUGGCUAAGAUAAAUUGCCCCUAGUGUGCAUGAGUGUGUGUGAUGGACUGGUGUCCCAUCCAGGGUGUAUUCAUCUUUCACACCCAGUGUUCCUCGGAUAGGCUCCAGAUUCACCACAACUCUGAUCAGGAUAAAGCAGUUAAUGAAAGUGAGUGAGUGAGUGCUAUUGACUUAUAUCUUAUAACAAACUAUUGGCAAUAACAAUAAUGAAUGAAGAACUACAGCAAACUUCUGUAUAUAGAAGCUUUGACUCAUGUUUUGCUCAUAUGUUCAUGAGAAACAUUGAUACCGGUAGUCACAUCCAGGCAAACUGUUUCUGUAUUACAGCUGGAUUUUACAUGAUUAAGAGCACAUUGAUUGUCAUACUCCUAUAUCCAUUUCAUUUUCCCUCAUGUUAUAAGCAUGAAUUUAAACAACAAUUCUUUUUGUUUUUACUUAAUAAUCUGUCAAAUAAAAAUGGAUGAUUUUUAUAUUCGUUAGGACUUUUAUACAUUCAAAAGUAGAAAUCCUUAGUUAAAAUCUUUUACUAAUGUUGCUGUCCCAGUAUCCUCAUACCACUGAGAGUUAACUGGAAUUUUAUUAAUCCUCUUCCUACUUCUUCCUACUCCUGCUAUAGGCCCAUUCUGUAGUGCUGGCGAGUUUACAUUUUAGUUCUCUUAUUUUAUGUCUAUUUUAUUUUAGUCUAUUUACAAUUUCAGAACAAACUUCUUCUCCUUAUUUUUUGUAUCUCCUUAUUCUGUUUUAUUCUCUUUAAUCUUAUUUUAUUAGGCCCUUCUCCUGUUUUGUGUGUUUAUUAGCUUUUAUCUUGUCUUAUUGUGUUAGUUUAAUUUUAUUCAGUAUUAUCCCUUUAUAAUUAUUUGUUAUUAAUUCUAUUAUACAGCACUUUGGCAGCCCUUGUGGUGUUUUAAAUGUGCUUUAUAAAUAAAGUUGAUUUCUUCUAGGUUUUCAUUAUCCAUUGGUCUGCCAUGCUUUUUUUAUAUGACCCAGAGUUCAAAUGGAAAAUGUGAUGCAUUUAAUUGGUCUAUGCACAAGCAGUUAUAUAAAGAAGUAAUAAAUAAAUCAAACAUUUUAAAACA